Dromaius novaehollandiae (emu) is the source of this 3216-nucleotide messenger RNA. RefSeq names its product glucocorticoid modulatory element binding protein 2 (gene GMEB2). Gene Ontology annotation, cellular component: nucleus. Gene Ontology annotation, molecular function: RNA polymerase II cis-regulatory region sequence-specific DNA binding. The transcript has 10 exons. Bases 200 to 1804 code for a protein of 534 amino acids. Lineage: Eukaryota; Metazoa; Chordata; Aves; Casuariiformes; Dromaiidae. Gene Ontology annotation, biological process: regulation of transcription by RNA polymerase II. The record is from RefSeq and is a predicted model, not a curated record.
GGGGCCAGGACCGCGCGCGGCGGAGCCCCGCUGCCCCCCCGCGCUCUGCCGCCCGCCCGCCCCUCACCCACCCGCCCGCCGCCCAACAAGGAGCCGAGCGCCGGGAGCCGGAGCCUGCGCGGGGCCGCGGGACCCGGCCGGAGCAGGGCCGUUCCCGUGGGGUCUCCUCGCUCGGCUGCUCGCCGCCGCGUCCCCCCCGAUGGCCACGCCUGACGUCAGCGUGCACAUGGAGGAGGUGGUCGUGGUGACGACGCCCGACAACGCGGUGGAUGGAAGCGGCGUGGAAGAGGUGAAAACUGUGCUCGUGACCACCAACCUCUCUCAGCAUGGCGGUGACAUAAAUGAAGACACUCUGGAGACGGAAAAUGCAGCCGCUGCGGCUGCCGCUGCCUUUACAGCUUCCACGCAUCUGAAAGAAGCCGUCUUAGAAGUGAAGAUGGCUGAAGAUGAAGACAGUUUGGAGGCAGAGAUUGUUUACCCUAUCACCUGCGGAGACAGCAAAGCCAACCUGAUAUGGCGAAAAUUUGUGUGCCCGGGGAUCAACGUGAAGUGUGUGCAGUUUAAUGAUCACCUAAUUAGUCCCAAAGAGUUUGUCCACUUGGCGGGCAAGUCAACCCUAAAGGAUUGGAAGCGGGCGAUCCGGAUGAAUGGGAUCAUGCUCCGGAAGAUCAUGGACUCUGGAGAGCUGGAUUUCUACCAGCACGCUAAAGUCUGUUCGAACACGUGCCGAAGCACUAAAAUUGACCUGACUGGAGCCAGGGUGUCUUUGACCAGCCAGACAUCAACAGAGUAUAUUCCUCUCACUCCUGCUUCUGCAGAUGUGAAUGGAUCCCCGGCUACAAUUACCAUAGAAACCUGCGAGGAUGCCAGCGAUUGGACCACGAGCAUUGGAGAUGAUGCUUUUGCUUUCUGGCGAGGGCUGAAAGAUGCAGGUGUUCUGGAAGAAGUAAUCCAUGAGUUCCACCAGGAGCUAGUGGAGACCAUAAAAGGCUUGCGGGAGCGAGCACAAGAUCCCCCGUUGCAGCUCAGCGAUGCCGUUCUACUCAACAACAUAGUCCAGAACUUUGGCAUGCUGGAUCUGGUCAAGAAGGUCCUGGCUAGCCACAAAUGUCAGAUGGAUCGCUCGAGAGAACAGUAUACGCGGGAUUUGGCAGCUUUGGAGCAGCAGUGUGAUGAGCACCGCAAGCGGGCGAAGGAGCUGAAGCACAAAUCCCAGCAUCUCAAUAACGUACUGAUGACUCUAACUCCAGUCUCUGUCCCGACACCUUUAAAACGUCCCAGGCUUACCAGGGCCACGUCUGGGCCAGCUGCCAUAACCUCCCAAGUCCUGUCCCAGCCGGCGCAGAUUGCAGUGGCCCCAGGAGUGCCGGUCUCUCAGCUUGCCAACCUCCCCCUCAGCAAAGUGGUAUCGGCACUUCCAACGUCCGUGCUUGCAAAAAGCCCGUCGCAGCCUCCGGCGGUGAGCUCGCCCGCGUCGCCGCUCCUGGGGGGAUACACCGUGCUGGCCUCCGCGGGCUCCGGCUUCCCCAGCGCCGUGGAGAUCCACCCGGACGCUUCCAACCUGACGGUGCUCAGCACAGCUGCCAUCCAGGACGGCAGCACUGUCGUCAAGGUCGUGAGCCCCUUCCAGCUGCUCACCCUCCCGGGACUCGGCACCGCCAUCCAGAACGUGACGCAAAUGGCUCCCGGGGGGAGCACGAUCGUGACCGUGCCGUCGGGCGCCGUCGAGGGUGCCGCGGCGGCAGACGAACACACCACCACCAUCGAGGUGACCACAGUGGCCGACGAGGUGGAGCAGAAGUGACACGGGGACUCGCCUGGAGGGACGUUUUCUGUGACACUCUGGGUGGAACUGCCUUUUCUCUGUCUGCGCUGAGGGAGGAGGGAGCAGUGUAACGAGGGCACAGGUUAACGAGACUGAGAAUGGCUGAAAUCGGUAAUAAGGAGAUUCAAGUCAGAGGAGAGAGAAAGAGGGGGAGGAAAGAGACCCAAAGAAGGGAAAGGCAAAAUGCUCUGCCCUGUUUGGAGAGGAAAAAAAAGGCUUAAGUCUUAAAGCUUUCCUCCCCUAUUCUCUUGGAAUACUUAUUCCAUUUCUAGCUUGUUAGCCCUGCCUUAUCUCUAGACUUCUUAGCUGGGACAGUGUGUGUUAAAGCAGACAGGAGCAGGGUCGCAGGGCAAGGAAGCAGAGGCAGUAGCAAAAGAUUAAGAAAGUCCUAGAGCAGGCGCCGAGCAGGUGCAGCUCUGCACGCUGCGGCGCGGUGGCUGCGGGUCUGGCGUGAGCCGAUGGCGCAUGCAGGACGAGCCGGGGCUGCUCUCCCGGCCCAGGAGAGGGCUGCGUGGGGGGACGGGGUGGCGGAAGGAGAGGGUGCCCCGGGGGCCUGAGCGAGCCCCAACGGGUGGUCUGGGGGACACGCGUGGGCGUGAAGCUGCGGCUGGGAAGACCCUCUGUGCGGUGGCUGCGGGUCCUGUUAGGUUGGAUCUGGAUGGCUUCAGUGCCUCGUCCGUGCUCGCUAAGCGAGGUUUCCUCCUGAGGAGCACCGUGUGUUUCCCAGGUCUGGUCAGCGAAGGAGGCGGGAGAGAACUGUUACAGGUUUGGGGUUUUGGUUCCGUGAAGAGAACAGACAAAUCCAAAGACCCAGGAAAAGCUGUAACUUCUGAGGAUUUAGGGUCUCUUUCUAUUUUUCUCCAAAAACCCAUUCUCUGGGAUUUUAAAGCAAAUUGUGUAGCCCUUCUGGUUGUGAAGAUACUGCUAUAAGGCAGAAAUGUACUGUUGAAUGUGCAGAAAGACUAAUUAAACAAUAGCACUCUGAGAAGUUUGCACUUCUUAACAAGGUUCAACUCUAAAGCCCAACUGCCCCGGCAUCAGGCUGGUCCUCUGGUCACGAGCACCUCGCCGGGCGCCUCUUCCUCGGGUGGCUGGGUGCUGUCGUUCUCUCCCGCGUGGUUUGCAAAGAUGUUCUGUGGGCCGCAAGGUUUGAAACACCAACGUGGAAUAUUUGAAUCGCAAAUAUUCUUUUGAUGAUUCAACUUGCGGCAAGUCUCACAACUGUUCCUGUUUUAAGACAUGCAUACGCUGUAUGUGUGCGAAGCGAUGUUUACACUGUCUCCAGCUAAAAGGAGUUGGGUGCUUGAAGUGUGGGUUUUCUAUAACUUGAUCUGGCAGCAGCAGCAAUGACAGGUCACUUUAAUGAGCUAAUAAAUAUUUUUUUGAAAGAG